This is a messenger RNA of Lucilia cuprina (Australian sheep blowfly), 1657 nucleotides long. It is a transcript of the gene MsrA, whose product is annotated as peptide methionine sulfoxide reductase. NCBI's taxonomy places the organism in Eukaryota, Metazoa, Arthropoda, Insecta, Diptera, Calliphoridae. Gene Ontology annotation, molecular function: peptide-methionine (S)-S-oxide reductase activity. The record is from RefSeq and is a predicted model, not a curated record. The transcript is spliced from 4 exons. Bases 618 to 1376 code for a protein of 252 amino acids.
AGACUAUAGUCUUGUCUAUAGUCCAGACUAUAGUUUUGUCUAUAAUCUACUAAGCAAGUAACCCAUCACUCUGCCCUUUUAAAAAAACAAACGAUUUCUUUGUCAACUUUUAAAAUUUAACUCAAACUCAUAAACCCAAAGUUUUUAGUUAAUAAAUGCCAUAAUAAUUUCCUAGAAACCACACAAAAACAAACCAAAACAAACUAGAAUUUAAACCAAACAAAAAUAGUUUUUAAAACCCCCUUUUUCCACCAACUUAAACACGAUAUUUGCCUAAUUAAAUUUUACCUUCAAUAAGUUUAUUAAACUCAACUACUUUUAAAAAGAAUAAAAAUAAAAAAAAAACAAUAUUCAAGAGCAGUAAACAUUGCCUAGAGAAAAAAAGAAAGACGUCAAAUUGUCUGACAAUUAAAAUAAAAACAAAAAAAAAGCUUUUUCUACUCUUAAUGGGAAUAAAACAAAUUUAGAAAAUUUAUGCAAACAUCUUACGGCACCAAAUUUUUGUUCAACAGACUCGUGUUGCUUUUUAAAGAAUUUACAAGUGUUCAGUGCCUAGUGACCAACAAAAAUAUAAACAAUUUUUUUAUAAGCAGUUGUUAAAAAUUAAAACAAAAAUAAUGUUUAAACGUGUAAUGGGUGUUAUUGUACAAACUAGGGGUUUUCUAACCGACCUGGAAGGCUUAAAGAGUAUUGUGCGUAAUGAACAAAAAGAAUUGAACAUUACACCGGUUCAUAAACUAGAUCGCCCCUUUAAAACUGCCACCUUUGGCAUGGGCUGUUUCUGGGGUGCUGAGUCUUUGUAUGGCGGCACUUGGGGCAUAUUGCGCACCACUGUGGGUUAUGCUGGCGGCUCUAAGGAUCAACCAACGUACCGUAAUAUGGGUGACCACACAGAAGUUUUAGAAAUUGAUUAUGAUCCUGAAAUCAUAAGCUAUAAACAAUUAUUGGAUUUAUUCUGGAAUAAUCAUGAAUACGGUUUGUGUACUGUCAUCAAAAGGCAAUAUAUGUCUUUGAUUUUAUAUCAUGAUGAAGAACAAAAGCAAAUAGCUGAACAAUCUCGGGCAGAAGAACAAAUUAAAAGAGCUCCUGAAGUUAUAAGAACUGAAAUAUCACCCAAAACUAAUUUCUAUCCAGCAGAAGAUUACCAUCAAAAAUAUCGUUUACAAGGACAUCGCGACUUGUGUGAGACCUUUAAUUUAAAUUCCUCUUUAUUGCAAAGCUCUUAUGUAGCCACUAAACUCAAUGGCUAUUUGGCUGGUGUAGGUGGUUUGGAGCAAUUUAAACGUGAGGUAGAACAAAUGGGUUUAACACCCACCCAAAGAGAAUAUUGCAACUAUUAUAUAGAAAAGAAUGAGGGCCAAGGUCUCUACUGCUGACGCUGUCAACUGUUGAUAGAUGUUAAACGUAAAAAAUAUUGCAAUUCCUAAUAUGAAUUGCGAAUGGUAUUACUUUAUUCUUUUUCCUUGUUGCACCUUUUUUUCUUUAAAUUUCUUUUUAGUUUUAUAAGUAUUAGUUUUAUGUUAGUAUUUAAUCUAUAACUAUAAACACUAUUAAUAACUAAAAUUAAUAGUUAUAACAAUGUGAUGUAUGUAUUAUUAAAUUAUACAGGCUUUAAAUAAAAAUAAAAAUAGUAUAUGUACUAUAUUUAUCUAGAAAA